AAACAAAAAAUAUCAUGGAAAGUAACCAGACAAAUUAAACAGUGAUUUCCAAUUCAUCAGACAUAGGUAUCAUAAAACAAAGUUCACUUUAAUAAGAAUUACUUGUUAUGGCAUCAAAAGUUGUUGGUGCAUCUAUCAGAGCUGUGAAGAAAAGGAAAUUGAUUCCUACCAAGCAAGCAAUCGUAUUGACGCAAGCAGCGGUAAGAAGAGUGAAAGAAAUAUUACAACAUGAACCCGAUGUGCUUGGUUUGAAGAUUGGAGUGAAGCAAAGGGGGUGCAAUGGAAUGUCAUACACAUUAGAAUAUGUCAACAAGAAAGAAAAAUUUGACGAAGAAGUUGAGCAAGAUGGUGUGAAGAUAUUGAUUGAUUCAAAAGCACAGAUGACAAUUCUCGGAACAGAAAUGGAUUUUGUUGAAGAUAAACUUUCUAGUGAAUUUGUAUUUAAUAAUCCCAACAUAAAAGGAACUUGUGGGUGUGGGGAAAGUUUUAAUUUAUGACCCUGUGUUUGAAGUUACUUUUCUUUUUUUUCUAAAUUCUGUUUCAAAUCGUUAUAAUAUAAAUAUUUUUACAAGGGCUAGAAAUGACAUUUAUCAUUUGUUAUUUAGGGUCUGAUAUUUUAGUUUUUCAAGAGUGUAAGCGUAAAGUGAAGACUGCCGCAAACAACUUUAAUAACUGAGAGCUGUAUAAUAUAAUGAAAUUUAAAAUUAUGGGAUAUGACAUCAUAACAAACUAUUGUCAGGAUCUGAAAUGUUAAUUUUUGAAAUUGCCAAGAUAAUGUUCCGCUUUGGGAGCUUCGUGAUUAUUGUUGAAACGGAAGUAUAUCAGCAUUUAGAAGACAUUAGCAUAAAAGACAAUUAAAAUGUUUAUAGCGUAGUAACUGAAGUCAAUAUUGAAUGUGAGCAAGGGGGUUGGGAUGAUACAGACCCUAAUUUUGUUUUAUAUUCUGUUUGUCCAUAUUUCCAUUUCUAACAUCAGUCGAUAAUGCUUAUGUGCAAACCUUCAAAAAGCUUGGUGAUUAAUUUAUCCUGACAGCCACAUGUCAUACUCUGCUGUACUGGUAUAUAUAUGUACGCUCAUGUUAACAAACGUGUUUUAGUCCUAAUUCAUGUUAUGUGUAUUUUCCAGACAUGUAGUUUUGGCUUUCAAAUGUUGAAUAUAUUGAAAGGAAUUAUUCUUGGUAUGUGUCCACUUAAAAGCAAGUCCAUUCAAUGUACAAAAUUCAACACACUUACGUAGAACUGUUUCUUCAAUAUACAAUCUUUGACUGAAAAUGCUGUGCCCACUCCAUUUAAGAUGUGAUUACUUAUGUUCCUACUUUGUAGUACUGUGUAUAGCAGAUUAUGUAAAAUAAAUUUUCUAUAAAUACUGA
Molecule: messenger RNA, 1369 nt
Organism: Styela clava
Lineage: Eukaryota; Metazoa; Chordata; Ascidiacea; Stolidobranchia; Styelidae
Product: iron-sulfur cluster assembly 1 homolog, mitochondrial-like
Biological process (GO): iron-sulfur cluster assembly
Cellular component (GO): cytoplasm; mitochondrion
Molecular function (GO): 2 iron, 2 sulfur cluster binding
Source: RefSeq, a predicted model, not a curated record